AAAGGAGUCAACUGUUGAUAGUCAGUCCUUCGAUAUUAUAAUUUAUCGUUGGUGCAUCUGCAGCGGUUAAAACCUAGUACCUGCACCGAAGUAGAAAAUUUCUAACCAUAACCAACACCCAAAAAAGUUGGUGUGAAUCGCAGUUCUCAGAAGUAAAAGAAAGACAAAGGCCAUGUCAAUUCAACCUAAAGAUUUGUCUCAUCAUCUUUCGGUGGAAAGUGCUUCUCGUAGGCCAUCUCCACUAAAGGCAAUCGCAGGCUCUGUGAGUAAAAAGGGAAUCAAUGUGAUUUCUUUGGCUGGAGGACUUCCUAAUCCUCAAUAUUUCCCUUUCCGUAAGAUGGGCUCUGAAAUUCCUUCUAUCGGUUCCUGGGUUCGUGGUGCUGAAAACGAGGGCAAAUUGUCAGAUUUCUCUGUCUCAAUGGAUUCCGAAGAUCAAGAUGACUUACCCCUUUCUGUCGCUUUGCAAUACGGAAAAGGCUCUGGUUGUGCUCAAUUGACAAGCUUUUUGAAGGAACAUACCCAAAUGAUUCACUCCCCUCCUUAUGCCAACUGGGACAUUUUGCUUACUACCGGUAAUACCCAAGGCUUGGACAUGUGCCUUCGUAUGCUUAUGAACCGUGGAGACAGUAUUCUUGUGGAGAAGUACACCUUCCCCUCCGCUCUUCAGGCUAUGCGUCCUAUGGGCUUGAACGCUGUCUCAGUGGACAUGGAUAAGAACGGAAUGUUGCCUGAAUCCUUAGAAGAAAUUUUAAAUAAUUGGAAGGGUGGAAACAAACCUCGUGUUUUAUACACUAUCCCUAGUGGUCAAAAUCCCACUGGUAGCACAUUGUCAGUAGAACGAAAAGAGAAAAUAUAUGCCCUUGCUCAGCAACAUGACUUUAUAAUCAUUGAAGACGAACCUUAUUAUUAUCUUCAAAUGGACGAGUAUCAGGGAAAACCUGAGGCUGUUGAUCCCAAGUUUACAAAUGAAGAGUUCGUCAAUAAUCUGAUCACAUCUUUCUUACACAUUGAUGUCGACGGUCGUGUCAUUCGCAUGGAUUCUCUUUCAAAGGUUGUUGCUCCUGGUUCUCGUGUUGGUUGGAUCACCGCUCAACCUUUGUUCAUCGAGCGUAGUCUUCGCUAUACCGAGACUGCUUCUCAAAAUGCUUCCGGUAUAUCUCAAGCCAUGUUGCAUGCCUUGUUCAAGACCUGGGGACAUGAUGGAUACCUCGCAUGGUUGAAACAUAUUCGUUAUUCUUACACUGAACGUCGUAAUGCUCUACUCUAUGCUAUGGAUAAGCACCUUCCCAAGUCUAUCUGUUCUUACAUUGCCCCUGAAGCCGGCAUGUUCAUUUGGUUCGAGGUGGACAAGUCGGCGUACAAGUUUGCUGACCAAGGCAAGAGCAUCGCCGAAAUUGAGUCAGAUAUUCAUGAGGAAGCAAUUCAAGAUGGUGCUAAUGUUGCCUGCGGUAAUUGGUUUGUGGUUGAUUCUUCAAUCAAUGACAAGAUCUUUUUCCGUGUCACCUUUGCUUAUGCUGAGCUUCCCGAGUUUGAGACUGCUAUAGAACGUUUUGCUAAUGUUUUGAAGAAGUUUUUUAAGUCUUAAAUGUAUAUUAAAUAUCUGCUGCAGUUUUCAGUAUCUGAGGAUGAUAGUUACUCAUUAUAAUUUAGAUGAUCCGCCAUUUUUGUUUUUCUUUUUCUUUUUAAUACAAAGCUACUUUCUAUUAAUAAAAUUCAUAUGUUUAUUGAUGUAUAUCAAAUACAUCCAAGCUAUAAACUAC
Molecule: messenger RNA, 1760 nt
Organism: Schizosaccharomyces cryophilus OY26
Lineage: Eukaryota; Fungi; Ascomycota; Schizosaccharomycetes; Schizosaccharomycetales; Schizosaccharomycetaceae
Product: aromatic aminotransferase
Exons: 1
Coding region: 173-1585 (470 amino acids)
Biological process (GO): aromatic amino acid catabolic process; L-tyrosine biosynthetic process
Molecular function (GO): pyridoxal phosphate binding; L-2-aminoadipate:2-oxoglutarate transaminase activity; aromatic-amino-acid:2-oxoglutarate transaminase activity
Source: RefSeq, a predicted model, not a curated record